GCUGGCGGCGGUUUCCGGUUCCGCGGGGCUGGCGGGCGGGCGGCCGGGAGCGGCGGCGGCGGCGGCGCCUGACAGACAAUGAGGGCGGCGGGGCGGCGCUGAGCGGCGGCGGCGGCGAGCGACGCGGGGCCCGGGGGCGGGGCGGGGCGCCAGCCAUGGACAAUCAGUGCACUGUCCAGGUCAAGUUAGAGCUGGGACACCGCGCCCAGCUGCGCAAGAAGCCCACCACGGAGGGGUUCACGCACGAUUGGAUGGUGUUCGUCCGCGGCCCCGAGCAGUGUGAGAUCCAGCACUUUGUGGAGAAAGUGGUCUUCCGGCUGCACGACAGCUUCCCCAAGCCCAAGCGCGUGUGCAAGGAGCCCCCCUACAAAGUGGAGGAGUCGGGUUAUGCUGGCUUCAUCAUGCCCAUCGAGGUGUACUUCAAAAACAAGGAGGAGCCCAGGAAGGUUUGCUUCACCUAUGACCUGUUCCUGAACCUGGAGGGCAACCCGCCUGUCAACCACCUGCGCUGCGAGAAGCUCACCUUCAACAACCCCACCAUCGAGUUCCGGUACAAGCUCCUGAUGGCCGGCGGGGUGAUGGUAAUGCCCGAAGGAGCAGAAACGGUGUCCAGGCCCAGUCCUGACUACCCCAUGUUACCCACAAUUCCACUCUCUGCCUUCUCUGACCCCAAGAAGACCAAACCGUCCCACGGCUCCAAGGACGCCAGCAGGGAGAGCGGCAAGGCCUGCAAGACCCACAAGACGACCAAGGAGCACCGCGAGCGGCCGCGCAAGGACUCAGAGAGCAAGGGCGCCCCCAAGGAGGCGGAGCGCGAGCAGGCCCGGAGCGCCAAGGAUGCCGCACGGAAGCCGGGCGAGGGCCGGCCGCCCAAGGAGGAGAAGGCCCCGCCGCCCAAGGCCGCGUUCAAGGAGCCCAAGAUGGCCCUGAAGGAGACCAAGCUGGAGAGCGUGUCCCCCAAGGGCGGGCCGCCGCCCCCACCCAAGUCUUCCAGCAAGCGGCCGGCUGCCGCCGACUCGCCCAAGCCCAGCGCCAAAAAGCAGAAGAAGAGCAGCUCCAAGGGGUCGAGGAGCGCCCCCAGCACCUCACCCCGCACCCCGUCUUCCUCCUUCUCGGACAGAAAGCCGACCAAGGACAAGGGCGGCGCCAAGGGGGAGAAGGCCAAGGCCGAGGGCGAGCCCAGGGAGGUGAAGAAGGCCCCGGAGGUGGAGGAGUCCAACUCGGAGGACGAGGCCUCCUUCAAGACGGAGUCCGCCCAGUCGAGCCCCUCCAACUCCAGCUCCAGCUCUGACUCCAGUUCAGACUCGGAUUUUGAGCCGUCUCAGAACCACAGUCAAGGACCCCUGCGCUCCAUGGUGGAGGACCUGCAGUCCGAGGAAUCUGACGAGGAUGACUCUUCGUCAGGCGAGGAGGCUGCCGUCAAGACGAAUGCAGGAAGGGAUUCCAGGUUGAGCUUCAGUGACAGCGAGAGCGACAACAGUGCCGACUCCUGCCUGCCCAGCCGCGAGCCGCCUCCCCCCAAGAAGCCGCCCCCACCCAACAGUAAGGCCUCAGGCCGGAGGAGCCCGGAGUCCGGCAGCAAGCCCGAGAAGAUCCUGAAGAGGGGCACCUACGACAAGGCCUACACGGACGAGCUGGUGGAGCUGCACCGGAGGCUCAUGGCCCUGCGGGAGCGCAACGUGCUGCAGCAGAUCGUGAACCUGAUCGAGGAGACCGGCCACUUCAACGUCACCAACACCACCUUUGACUUUGAUCUCUUCUCCCUGGACGAGACCACCGUGCGCAAGCUGCAGAGCUACCUGGAGGCGGUGGCCACAUGACCCGGGGCCGGGUGCCGGGCCCCUGUCGCCGGGGUUCCGGGAGGCCACGUCCAGGCCCCGCCUUCCUUCCUCUCUCGACUCGCCCGCCCGCAGCACUGCCUUAGUGACCGCCCUAUCCUCGGCCCACACGGCCAGCUGCACUUUCCUCGUCGGCUCCCGACCCACCCUCCCCACCACCUCGUCGGGAGCCCUAGGGCUGAGGGGGCCCAGGCCGGCGCUGCUGCUCCCCGACACUCAGGGGCCGUCCCCUGGGCCUCUCUUGGAAAGUGGCUUGUGUUGAAGGCAGCGCCGGGCCUCACUCCCGAGGAGGCAGAAACAUGCCCGGCAGUGGGGGCCUCGCCCGGCCUCAGGAUCCCGCUCCAUGGUGGGUGUGUGGCAUAGUUUCACUGCCCUGGCCUCACUGAGCAGCCGGGGCACAGCCUCCAGCCUCCCCAAACGGUUCAGAACACACCCACCGCUGCCCCAGGACCUCAGAGGGCUCCAGCUGUGUGUGUGCGGCCAGCUGUGCCAGGCUGGGCCUCGGCCCGUCCCCCGUGGCAGCCGGUCGCAGUGCUCUGCCGGCUCUCCCUGUGCUGGGACUGCGUGCUGUACAGUUCUCUCUCUAUUAUAUAUGUAUGUAUGCACUGUAGGUACCAGAGCGGUGUCCGGGUGUGUGUUUCCGUGGCAGCAGUGCACGUGGUGGGUGGGGGGUGAGUAAGGCGGGACUUGUAGGUUAAGACGUCUUCACUGGUCAUGUCCUCGGGCUGGAGGCUGAGCCGGAGCCCUGGCUGGCCCUCUCCAGGCUCAGGGAGUACUCCUCCCUCUGUGGUUCCAAGGGCGCUUCAUCCGCCAGUGAACACUACGCGGGGGCAGCAGGUCCUCGGCACCCGGAUCUCCGAGCUCCUGGGUGGCCGUCUCCAGGCGCAGACCUCCCAGGCUCCAGCCAGGCGCAGGCCGCGACUUGUGUCUGCGCCCCGGGGUUCGUCUUCUUCCUCCUUCCAUAGGAUUCUCUUUCCUCUCUUCUGUUAAUCGAGUCUUCGAACUUUGAAAAAAAUGAGCUUUUGCCAAAUAAGGGGGGUCGAGUUUGUGGAGUUUUUUGAGGAGCAUCAGCGCUCAGAGCCAGCUCGAUUGUCUGGCUAGGCCCUCGCAGGCCCACCCAUCUCUUUCUCAUUUGGGCCCAACCCUCCCACCCCUGCCAUUCAUGUCGGUCCAGAGCCCGGAGACUCAACUCCUCGCACGCCUGAAAUUCUCCAAGGGCCAGGCCGCUUCCUCAUCCCUCUGGCCCACCUUCCAGGGCCGGAAUGCCCUCACGGAGUCGGCCCGUGGUUGGGGCUCGUGGGGGCUGGAGCCUGAUGCUCAGCCUCUGUUCCCCCAGACCUCGACUCAGGACUCCUCCAGUCACCCCCGACUGUUGCCCUGAACAAGAUGGGAAAAAGGACUAGGGGUCCAGAGGUGGGCUCACCUUGUCUCUAGUCCAGUGUCAGCCCCCUCUCUUCCCCCCUAGCUCGUGACUUCUGACGUGGGGAACACCACGCUUCCCUGCCCUGUGACCCUUGACUCUUGUGUCCCUGCUCCGGUUCCGUCUGUCAGGCAGACUCUGCACACUCCCUGGGGGAGCCCCGCCUCCAGGGCUUCCCCGGACUCCAGCCUUCCUGGUGAGAUUCCCAGAACUCUCGGGAAGGUCCGGGACCUUUCAGAGGAAAGCGCCGUGACUCCUCGCCAUCUGCUCUGAUUCUCUCCCAGCCCCACUGCCUUGAGGUAUUAGGAAGAGGGCAGGCCUGUGUGGCAGGCUCCGUGCUGUCAGUGUCCCCUUCCCCAGGCAGGCCAACAAUACUCCAAAGUGGGGCACCUUUCUUCUCUGGAAACUCUCUAAGACAUUGAUGGAAGGAACUGGCCUGGUGCGGGCUGCUCAGAAGGCAGCAGCUCCCUGGUGCUCUGUGCACAGCAGCCGCCAGGGGUCUCAGGCGGGAGUCCCAGCCCAAGAACGCUGGUCUUCUUCCUUCACAAGGAUCUCCUGGGAAGGGCCGCCGGCCCCCCCGAGCUCCGCAGUGACUUGGGCUCUCCCCAGGGCCAGCUGGAGGAAGCUGGGCUCUCCCAUCUGCCCCCAGCGGCAGCAGCCUGUGGCCCUUCCUGCUGUUCCCAGGGCCUUCGGAAGCGCCAACCUGUUUCUCAGUUACCUCCUCUGGCCUGAAGGCGCCAGCGCUGUCCUCUGGAGCUGCCCUGGGCCCAGAGCUGGCCUGUGACCACCUGAUGGACGUGCCAGGCGGCCAGGGCCCCGACCGCAGCAUUCCCGGCUGCUCCCCCACCCGACCCCCAGCUGCCCGGCAGCUGGGCCCCCGAGGGCUCUGGGGACACUUCCAUAGGAAGGGGCCGGCACUUUGUGAUUCCGCGUGUUUAGUGUUAAGCCCCCUGCCCCCAGUGCAAAUCCCUGUGUUUUGCUCUCUCCUGAACAAAAUGUAAACCGACGCCUGAAAGCAGAAGGUAUCGAAUACCUUUCUUACCCACAAGGGUUUUUACGAAGAGUGUGUCUCACUAGGAACUAGGACACUCAUCAGCCCGAGACCAACUCCUGGGUAAAAGGAAUAAGGAGGAUCGUGUUUGUAAUAAGUUACAGGAUUGUUUCUGUCCUGGAUUUUAAACUUUUUGUUAAAUUGUGAAAUUAUGGAGGAGUUUUAUAGAAAAAAAAUGAAAUAAAGUCAGAUGGGAAAGCA
Messenger RNA from Diceros bicornis minor, 4510 nucleotides. RefSeq names its product MLLT1 super elongation complex subunit (gene MLLT1). The transcript has 12 exons. The coding region runs from base 156 to 1820 and encodes 554 amino acids. Gene Ontology annotation, biological process: regulation of DNA-templated transcription. Lineage: Eukaryota; Metazoa; Chordata; Mammalia; Perissodactyla; Rhinocerotidae. Gene Ontology annotation, cellular component: super elongation complex. The record is from RefSeq and is a predicted model, not a curated record.